Messenger RNA from Eublepharis macularius, 2335 nucleotides. RefSeq names its product poly(ADP-ribose) polymerase family member 3 (gene PARP3). The record is from RefSeq and is a predicted model, not a curated record. Lineage: Eukaryota; Metazoa; Chordata; Lepidosauria; Squamata; Eublepharidae. Gene Ontology annotation, molecular function: NAD+ poly-ADP-ribosyltransferase activity. Gene Ontology annotation, cellular component: site of double-strand break. Bases 288 to 1919 code for a protein of 543 amino acids. The transcript has 11 exons.
GGGAAGGGGCGUCGCCUCGGAGCUCUGGGGUUUCUCGGCAGGUCUUCCAGCUUGCACGGGCUCUCCGAGCAAACCUCGAGUCGUCUUGUUCGCCCCCAUCCCCUUGUUUUGCAUCGAACUCGAUGAAGAGCUCUGGGAGGGUCGCAGGCUUGCGCCGUUUUUUUUCACAACCCAAAUAAAAAGGAGUGGUUUGGAGGGGGCGUGGUUAAGUGCUUUGCCCGUUUUCCCGGGAUGGCCAAAGGACAAAUUCCAUCCACCCUUUAGGUUGAGACUCUCCUAAGUAAAUCAUGCCCCCAAAGCGUAAGUCCCCUGCCCAAACCCAGGCAGCAGUCAAGGACAAGAAGGUGAAAAAGGAACCAGAGCCAAAGCCUGAACCAGAAGAAGACAGCUUCCGGUCCACCAUGGAGGCACUGAAGUCAGCUCCCAAAGAGAAGCUUAAAGUGAAAAUCGAUGCUGCUUGCCAGCUAUGUAAUAUCAGCAGUGCCAAGAUCUAUGAGGACUAUGACUGCAUGCUGAACCAAACCAACAUUGGACACAACAACAACAAAUUUUACAUUAUCCAACUCAUAGAGCAAAAUGGGAGUUACAGCUGUUGGAACCGCUGGGGUCGUGUGGGGGAGACAGGACAGUCAAAACUCAGCCACUUUCCUUCCUUGGAAGCUGCCCAAAAGGACUUUGAGAAGAAGUUUCGGGAAAAGACAAAGAACAGUUGGGCCAACCGGGAGAACUUUAUAGCCCAUGAUGGCAAGUACACCUUGAUUGAAGUGCAACAAGGGGAUGAAGAGGAGCAAGAGGUAAUAGUGAAGGUGGACACUGUAGAUGGGGUGAAGCUAUCCAAACAAAAUGUACGGCCGUGCACACUAAACAAGGCUACACAGGAAUUAGUCUCGCUUAUCUUCAGCAACGACAUGUUUAAAGAAGCUAUGCAGACCAUGAAUAUAGAUGUGAAGAAGAUGCCCUUGGGGAAACUGAGCAAGCACCAGAUAGCCAAAGGUUUUGAAGCUUUGGAGGCCAUUGAGGCAGCCAUACAGAAGCAGCCACCAUCCCACAAGCAGCUGGAGGAGCUCUCCUCUCGUUUCUACACAAUCAUCCCCCACAACUUUGGCCGUGCUCGGCCUCCACCCAUCGCCACCCACGAGGUCCUCCAAGCCAAGAAGGAUAUGCUGUUGGUGCUGGCAGAUAUUGAACUGGCCCAGAGCUUACAGGCCCAGAAAAAGAAAGACGAUGAAAAGGAAGAGGAGCUGAAGGUGGAGGAAGUGCCCCAUCCAUUGGACAAGGACUAUGGGUUGUUAAAGUGUGCGCUUACCCUGGUGGACCCAUCAUCGAAGGAUUAUGAGCUGAUUGAAACUUACGUAGAGAAGACUGGUUGUUCAUAUCAGAAACUCAAGGUCCUGAAUAUAUGGAAAGUGAACAGAGAGGGUGAGGCUGAUCGAUUUACGGCUCACAGCCAGUUGGAGAACAGGCGCUUGCUGUGGCAUGGCACCAGUAUAGCUGUCAUUGCUGCCAUCCUGAAGAGUGGCUUACGCAUCAUGCCGCACUCUGGCGGACGUGUGGGCAAGGGCCUGUACUUUGCUUCUGAGAACAGCAAAUCAGCAUGUUAUGUGGGCACCACUUCCAAGCAGGUGGGGAUCAUGUUUCUGAAUGAGGUGGCCCUUGGCAAGCAAUAUAACAUCAUGCAUGAUGAUUCUUCACUACGCAAGCCCCCAGAUGGCUAUGACAGUGUCUUGGCCUGUGGCAGGACUGAGCCAGACCCUGCCAAAGAUAAAGAGAUAAUCCUGGAUGCGAAAAAAGUGCUGAUAGCACAAGGAAAGCCCAUUGCUGUGGCAAAGUAUCAGAGCUCCAGCUUUUGCCAAAGUGAAUACCUGAUCUACCAGGAGAAUCAGUGCCGCAUCCGCUACCUUAUCCAGCUCCAGUUCUAAGAUGCUCUCCUGCUGGGAGCCUCCUGUGCACUGAGGAGACCCUCACUUUUCCAGUACCAAAAUAGGGAUACGUGAGCAACUAUAACAGGGCUCUGAGAGAUGGCCUUUGCUGAAUCCACUGCGUUUCCCUCUUCUCGGUAAUGCAGAGGGUCACGGUAGGACUGAGAAGGGAAGAGGGCGAGAAAGAAAGAGACUGCUGUCCAGCUUUUGAGUUCUGCACAAAACUUAUAUAACACAAAAAACGUGCAUUGUUACAAUAUGUUAUUUUAUGUUUGCUGGCUGGGAGAAAAUUAUAUUGGCUAGAAUUGUAGGCCUAAAAAUACUUUAGCAAGGGUUCCUUGGGCCACACCCCCUUUCUUGAGGCACUUUGACCUUGUCAGUCUUAUAAAUAAUUAAAAGAAUGUAUGUUAAACCUA